AUUUUAUGAAAACAAUGAAGAUGGACAUGGACAAUUGAAAAUCAUGACAAUCAUAAAAUAAAUUCCUUAAGCAAUCUGGUAAGGGAAACUUUGCUUAUCAGGAUCAGCAGACUGAUCCUGAUAAGCAUAAUCAGCAUAAUAAGUUUAAAAGAUGCAACAGGUGGACAAAAUUUACAUUUUCAGAUCAUGACUCUUAGUUCCUCUUCUUUAAUGAAAAAUAGCUUCCCUAUAUAACCUCCCACACAUUCAAAUGAGGACCAAACAAGCGCGUUUUUAAAGCACUGAUGACAGAGGAUUUAAUUCGUGACGCGAGUUCGUCGCGCGCAAUUGCGCGUGGGUUCUGCCCUGUACGGCACGAGCUGUACAGGUAUAAAACCAGGAGACGCACAACUCAGAGUGCAGAAAAUCGGAGCAGUCAACACCCACCGAGCGAGAAGUGCAAUCAAGACCUCAUUCAAGGGAGUAUGCAUCCAAAUAUGAAAAUGUGGAUCGGCUGGGCAGCAUGCGCCUUCCUCUUGUUUGCCUGCUUGGGAACUCUAACGGAAGGGUAUCCAACUAAACCCGACAACCCUGGAGAGGACGCACCUGCGGAGGAGCUCGCCAAGUAUUAUUCUGCACUAAGACACUACAUCAACCUCAUAACACGGCAGAGGUAUGGCAAAAGGUCCAGUGCUGACACCUUAAUUUCAGACCUUCUGAUUGGUGAAACAGAGUCCCACCCCCAGACAAGAUAUGAGGACCAUUUGGUGUGGUGAUUCCAGCAACUAUGUUGAUCCAGUUAUGUCCAUGUGUCAUCCUGUUAACUAUUACGACAAACAGAUCUUAUAAAAUUGAAAUCUUCUGCAUCAUCAAGAUCAGCAACUUGCUUGAAAAAAGCCACAGCCA
Messenger RNA from Cyprinus carpio (common carp), 885 nucleotides. RefSeq names its product pro-neuropeptide Y. Gene Ontology annotation, biological process: neuropeptide signaling pathway; feeding behavior. The record is from RefSeq and is a predicted model, not a curated record. Gene Ontology annotation, cellular component: extracellular region. NCBI's taxonomy places the organism in Eukaryota, Metazoa, Chordata, Actinopteri, Cypriniformes, Cyprinidae. Gene Ontology annotation, molecular function: neuropeptide hormone activity; neuropeptide Y receptor binding.